UUAACGGCGUUCGGGCGGCCGCUGCCUUUCCGCUUCCCUCGCGGGCGGCGGCUGCGCGUGAGCGCCGCCUCGCGCCUCCCGCCCUUUCCUGCGGGUUGAGGCCCCGCUCGGCGCUCCGCUGCCCGCCCCGGGCCGGGGAUGCGCGACGCGGCGGGAUGGAGGUGGAGGAGGCGUUCCCGCUGGUGGGGCAGAUGGGACCCUACCAGGUGUAUCUGUGCGUCCUGCUGGCCGUGCUCCUCCAGCUCUAUGUGGCCACUGAAGCCAUCCUCAUUGCAUUGGUGGGGGCAACUCCUCCGUACCACUGGGAUCUGGAAUUGCUCUCUGCUAACCAGAGCCAUAGCAACCAGUCAGCGAGUGAGCAGAGAGCCUUUGGGGAAUGGCUUCUCACUGCCAAUGGCAGUGAAGUUCAUAAGCACGUACACUUCAGCAGCAGCUUCACAUCAAUAGUCUCUGAGUGGUUUUUAAUUGGCAACACAUCAUACAAAGUCAGUGCUGCCAGUUCUUUCUACUUCAGUGGCGUGUUUGUUGGAGCAAUCUCCUUUGGCCAGCUCUCAGAUCGCUUUGGAAGGAAGAAAAUCUAUCUCACAGGUUUUGCCCUUGACAUCUUGUUUGCCAUUGCAAAUGGAUUCUCACCCUCAUAUGAAUUCUUUGCCGUGUCUCGAUUCUUGGUAGGGGUGAUGAAUGGUGGGAUGUCGCUGGUGGCCUUUGUUCUACUGAAUGAGUGUGUGGGUACUGCCUACUGGGCAUUAGCAGGAUCUAUUGGUGGCUUGUUCUUUGCUGUGGGAAUUGCCCAAUAUGCUUUAUUAGGGUACUUCAUUCGCUCCUGGAGAACUCUGGCUGUUGUGGUUAACCUGGAAGGAACAAUAGUCUUUCUUCUCUCUCUAUUUAUUCCAGAGUCCCCCCGCUGGCUAUAUUCACAAGGCAGGCUGAGUGAAGCAGAAGAUGCCCUCUACCUCAUUGCAAAGAAGAACCGCAAGCAGAAGCACACUUUUUCAUUAAAACUCCCUGCUGACAGGAGCCCCAGAGAGGCUGGCAGUUUCUUGGACCUCUUCCGAUACAGGGUUCUCUUGGGACGCACCUUAAUCAUGAUGUUCACCUGGUUUGUGUGCAGCUUGGUUUAUUAUGGUCUUACCCUUAAUGUGGGUGACUUAGGUGGAAACAUUUAUGCCAAUUUAGCCCUAUCAGGGUUGAUAGAAAUUCCAGCAUACCCAAUCUGUAUUUACUUGAUUAACCAAAAAUGGUUUGGUCGAAAGAGAACACUGAGUGCAUUUCUGUUCCUGGGAGGAUUGGCUUGUCUUAUUGUCAUGUUUCUUCCUAAAAAGAAAGAUACUGGAGUUUUUGCAGUGGUGAACAGUCGCUCACUUUCUUUGCUGGGAAAACUGACAAUCAGUGCUGCAUUUAACAUUGUCUACAUCUACACGUCAGAACUUUAUCCCACAGUGAUCAGGAAUGUUGGAAUGGGUGCCUGCUCCAUGUUUUCCCGUGUUGGUGGAAUCAUUGCUCCUUUUGUCCCUUCAUUGAAAUCUGUGCAGUGGUCUCUGCCUUACAUUGUAUUUGGAGCAACUGGUUUAUUGUCUGGGCUCUUAAGCUUAUUGUUGCCUGAAACCUUGAACAGCCCUCUGCUAGAAACUAUUUCAGACCUACAGAUAGUCUCAUACUGGAGACUGGGGGAUGAAGCCAUGUCAUUGCAAACCCUAGAUGGCUCGCAGUCUGGAGACAAAGACAAUUCUGCAGGAAGUGGAAGCGAAGAUGAGGAGUUCUAUGAUGCUAAUGAAGAGACCCAUAUGAUCAAGUAAUGAAAAGAAGAAACACAGACUUGUUCUCUGAUUUUUUUUUUUUUCCCUUACUUGUCCAGUCAGUCCAGCUCUGAGAUGAGAGUACUGGAAACCACCUAUCAGGGAAUGUAAUUGGGCAAGUGCCUGUGUCUUUCCUGAGUAGGAAGGGAGUAUAAAUACUGUUAAGAUUAAUUACACUACUGUUUCUUUUCAUGUGAGACAGCCAUUCAAAUAGUUGUGGGUAGGAAUGAGAGAGAAUGCACAGACUGCAUUUGAAUGAUAGCAAGGGAAGGAUGAUGCAUUUCUGAAACAGAAAAUUAUCAACUAUUUGUGCAGAUCAUCGGUGCAUGCAUUUGUAUUUUCAGGGUGGUUGGUUUUGAGUCAUCCUAAAUGAUGAACUUGAAAAUGUUCGCUUUUUUAUUUCUGUGGAAUGAAAGUGGUCACAUAUUUCGUGUGCUACCCCAGGAGGAACAAACUUAUGAAAUUUUAUGUUAAAAUGGCUUUUACAUAUUGAGUGUGGGAGAGGCAACUAUGAACACAAGGUUUCUCCUGCAGCAUGUGGACACCUUUGUAGAAUUACAGGGUACAGCUGACCAGUUCAUGGCCUAUCCAUGAACUUUGUGAUGAUGAAAAGCUGGGAAGAGUCCAUAACAUCUGUAGAUAUAGAGGAUGUUGCUGAUGAUUUCUCUCUCCUCUGUCCACCAAACAUUCUCUUGGGCUGCCUUAUGCACAGAUUGACACAUUUCCCACAUCUCAGAACUGCUGUUUGUAGCUUUGCCUACUUUUACUUUGUCUUCACUUUUCUAUAACUAUUAAAGCUUAGCGACUUCUCUGCCUGUGCGGUGAAGUAACUCCGUUUAAGGAUGUGAUUUCAUGAGUGGUACACAGGUGAGGUCUUUAUCACAUACUGUGUAAUGUGAAGUGUGUUUUUAGGGUAUUUAGCUCAUUUCUAUGGACCUAUCAUCUGCAUCUUUAUUUGUGGAAGAAAAUUAAUGCUUAAGUGACAAGAGGAGCCAUGGGCUGCUGUUACAUUUUGUAGGAUUAUUGCCAGAAAACUGCUAAUAUCUGUUUAAAAUUCUUUUGUUAGGUGAUGCUCUUAAACUCUUUAAGUCAGUGUUUACUGGAUUACUUGACUUUGUUGAGGAAGACAACUUCAUUCUUUAGUUUACACUACACUUUGUUUAGUUAGAAGGAUACAAAAUCUUGACAUAUGAACAAGUGCAAUGUUGUGACUAAAAAAUAAGGCCUUAGGAAGAUUCAACUUUCAUCCUCUAACCACUUGCUUGCUAUUUAUUAAGAUUGGUUUCCAUGAGUUGUUUGCUAGAUUUUACAUUUGAAGUCACUAACAAAGUGAAAAGAGCUGUCGACCUUCCAAGGCAUUUUUUUUUUUGUGAAUAGUAGAUUUAGAAAAUUGAAUUUAAAAAAAAAAAAGUUAUCAGCUGAAUUUAUUCCAGUUAAACUGGGAAGUUCAUUUACUCUGAAAGAAAGUGAAACUGAACGGUAUCUGGUUUACAGCUAGCUGCUUGACCUCUGUUCAUUGGAACUGUAGCACUGAGGAAAGUGUAACUGCUCUGCUUGGUGCAGCAGGCAGCCCAGAGGCUACAGAUUGAAGCAUGUAGUACUCCUACUUGAUCUGAAUUUGAUUCAGAUGUUGGCUGUGAGCACAGUAGGGAACUUCAAGUCCUGUGGAAAAAGUGUCUUCAGUUUUUCUUCCAGACUGCUGCAUCAUUGUUGUAGCAGGGCAUUUUAAUCCUGGCUGGGUAUUUUUUCUGCCUAUAUUUGGCCCUUAUGCCUGCUUGAAAAUUUCUCUAAAUAAGGUACUUGGAAAAGCAUGGAAUGUUGAGUAUAUUUAUUCAAAGAUAUUUUUAGUUCUGUAUUCACACUCUGAAUUAUGGAUAGUUGGAAAAGUGUCAGGUUUGGUUUUGUUGUUGAUGACUUUUGAAGACAUAAAGCCUGCUUACAUGAAAGCAAACAGUGGUAAGCCUGGCAUUAUUAGCAUGCUGCUAAGAUCCAGCAUAUUUUUUAGCUGCUUAUUUUCCUUUCUUGUAUGGUAUGUAGAGUAAGUUUGCUGAGAGGACAGGAACUGUUAGCCAUUCUUUGUCCAUAGUUUGUGUGUUGUCAUCUGCUACUGGCAACACUAGUCAUGCCACAGGACAGCAUGCCCACAUAGUUCUCAGUAGGAAGAACAGAAUGUAACAGUUCAGGUGGGGAGAUUACUUUGCAGAACCUGAGUUGAAUUCUUGUGGUUCUUUGAUUUUAAUUAGUCUUCAACUUGUUAUCAAACUUCUCCAUUCAUGCACUUUUGUACUGUAUGUAAAGAUGUAAAAAAUUCAAAAACAAGGGUGAAGAAAAUGUAUUUUUUGUUUGAUAAGUUCCUGUGCUUUAUUUUAGAAAUAUAGGAAUAUUUUGUUUCAGCUGAUAGGUGGUAUACUGAUUAUCUUUCUUGCUCUUAGAGCUUCCUCUAAUCAUGCUCUCUGACAUAUAGCUGAAUCUAGGCAUCUGUGCAUGCAAUUUGUGAGCAUGGUGGUAAAUAUGUCUGAAGAGCUCAUGAGCAGCAGUACUGUUAUUUGAUGGUAGAAGCCAGUCUGGCAUGAUAUACGCAACGCCUGUGUCAGAAAUGUCUAUAUGCAGCUGUUUACCAAACAGGACAGUUAUUUAUAGGUGUAUUUUGAGUCUCAUUGCUUGUAUCUUGUUGCAAGAUGUAUUAAGUGAAGGAAAGAAAACUUGUGACAUCUGAGCAUAGAAUUGGAGUGUCAACAAACUUACACAGAAGUUUCCAUGCCAUGUCUUCUUAAUGCCUUGUCCAAUCUAUGUUAACCUUAACCAGAUUAUCCAGGUGCUACAGUUAUUUCAGUCUAACAGAGGUGUGCAGAAUUUUCACCCUGACAGUCUGAAUUUACUGAACUUUCUCAUCUGUAUUUUGGUACUACUAGCUCCUGCCAUCCUGGAAAAAAAGCUCUUGUGUUUCCUAACGGAGAAUAGAUUUUUUUUUUCUGCUCUAAUUUAUUGUAAGUGCCUGUAUUAUGAAAGGCUUUUUAAUUUCCUCAAUCAACUUGAUAUGGGACUGUGUGUAAAGUAACAUCAUAGAACUGGAUGAUGUAAGUGCCAAAGACUGUUUUUGCUGGAAAGCAAUGGUCCAAUACUAGUUCUAGCUGCAUUCAUUUGGAAUUCCUCUAUGCAGCCUGCCAAAACUGGUACAUACAAGCAUCUCCAGAGCUUUAGGGGACAGAAAGUUACCUUUGCUUGUUUUUCCUUUUUCAGUUCACUUAAAUAUUUUGUUGUUGAUGACUUUUGAAGACACAAAGCCUGCUUACUUGAAAGCAAACAGUGGUAAGCCUGGCAUUAUUAGCAUGCUGCCAAGAUCCAGCAUAUUUUUCAGCUGCUUAUUUUCCUUUCUUGUAUGGUACGUAGAGUAAGUUCCCUGAGAGGCUGAAAGGACAUUUUCUGAAAGAACAAAAUGUAGGAUUUGUAGAAGAGCUGAGUAUGCAUCUCUUGUCAAUUAGAAAUCUGCACAGCCUGUUUGCUUCUGAAUUGCAAAUGCCAAAGCUUACUCUCAAAGACUGAUAAAAUCUGGCUAAAAACUGCACAUUAGAAUUGUAGUUCAGUAAUCACCCUUACAAAUUAGCACUGCCAGUAAUGGCUUGCCUCAAGCAUUGUAGGAUACAGCAGAUUUUUAUAAAAGGUGCAGUUUGAGGCAUUGCUAAAUAGUAAUUUCUGUAGUUCAGCUCCCUACUACAACUACAAAGUGCAGUGCUAGUCAGCUCUAUCGUGGCAGCUUUUUUCCCAGCAAAUGGGCAAGUGUCUAAAUGUUUGUGCAGCAGGAGAGGGAUACCAUCAGAAGAGUGCUUUAGAAGUACUGCGUUCUCUACUGCAUGUGCAGAAUGAAGUAAAACUGAUGUGUCAGGAUCUUCUAUUAUAUAGUAAGCUCAUAGAAUGGAGUAUAUUUAAACAACUGCUUGCCCAUCUUCAAUUACAGAAGCCGUUAGAGAAUAAAGAUCUUUUACAUGCAAGUUAAUGCUCACCAGCACAUCUGAGAUGCUUGUAUUAUACCCGCUGCAGCAGGUAGGCAAAAAAAAUGUGGCAGUAAGAACAUCUUUGCCAAUACUUGAACAGUUAUCUUUUUCUGAAAGGUAUUCCAGGAGAAGUAUCUACUACAUCCAUGUUCAAACAAAAUAUUUUACAAUGAUGGAAACUUGACUUGGAAACAGACAUUUCUGAUAGCAGCUUGCAGGGGAAAAAAAAAUCAUUGUUUCAAACUAGUUAAAAGCUUUCUAAUGUAGAACUGACAACUGCUGAGUAGUUUGUAGUAAAAAAGUUUAUUGCAGUUCUGUGAUGUCAGGUAUGACUCCAAAUGACUGUUUUUCAGUACUAGACUCACCUCACUCCCCAAAGUUUAAUCCAGUUUUCCAUCUGUUCUUGUUAAAAAUACGAAGGUCUUGUAGAAACCAGGAAUAUAUUUUUCAUAUGGAGGCAUUUAUUGCACUACUUUCCUUCUUGAAUCUAAUUCUACUUUCAUUUUUUAAGCUACUACCUCCUUAUGUUGAGCUUUUUUGUCA
This is a messenger RNA of Phasianus colchicus (ring-necked pheasant), 6331 nucleotides long. It is a transcript of the gene SLC22A15, whose product is annotated as solute carrier family 22 member 15. The record is from RefSeq and is a predicted model, not a curated record. Gene Ontology annotation, molecular function: transmembrane transporter activity. Gene Ontology annotation, cellular component: membrane. Gene Ontology annotation, biological process: transmembrane transport. NCBI's taxonomy places the organism in Eukaryota, Metazoa, Chordata, Aves, Galliformes, Phasianidae.